Messenger RNA from Magallana angulata, 1867 nucleotides. Its product is annotated as elongation of very long chain fatty acids protein 4-like. Lineage: Eukaryota; Metazoa; Mollusca; Bivalvia; Ostreida; Ostreidae. Gene Ontology annotation, molecular function: fatty acid elongase activity. The coding region runs from base 165 to 1043 and encodes 292 amino acids. The record is from RefSeq and is a predicted model, not a curated record. The transcript is spliced from 8 exons. Gene Ontology annotation, biological process: sphingolipid biosynthetic process; fatty acid elongation, polyunsaturated fatty acid; fatty acid elongation, monounsaturated fatty acid. Gene Ontology annotation, cellular component: endoplasmic reticulum membrane.
AACCAAUCAGAUAAGACCUUCUAUACGGAACAGUGGAGAAUUUUUAUAACGGAGCUUACGAUUGAUUGACAAAAAUUGUCUGGUGAUAUAUUUUAUCUGAUAUAAACAAAGACACAUGUGUAGUAAGCUGGGAGGAUCUGUAAAAGCUACUAAUCUUAGUCAGAAUGGCAUUUAUCAAGAACCUCCUCUACAACUAUGAAUAUGCAACAACCAAACUUAACGAUCCUAGAACCACAGAUUGGUUCUUAAUGACAUCACCCUGGCCAACCAUUGCAAUAGUGGCACUCUACUUGAUAUUUGUGUAUGGAGGUCAAAGGUGGAUGAAGAACCGACCAGCAUAUGCCCUGAAAGAUCUCAUGCUUUGCUACAAUUUCUGUUUGGUUAUCCUGAAUGCAUAUAUAUGUUAUGAGUAUCUCGUAUCAACUUGGUUGAAUCCAAAUUUCUCCAAAGCUUGCCAAGUAAUGGAUUACUCCAAUGAAGGCCUUCCACUUCGGCUGGCAAAGGUGUCUUGGUGGUUCUAUUUUUCAAAGAUAAUAGAGUUAAUGGACACUGUAUUUUUUGUUCUUCGUAAGAAGAAUAACCAGAUAUCUUUUCUACACGUGUACCACCAUUCCACAAUGCCCCUGCUAUGGUGGACAGGAGUCAAAUUUGUACCAGGCGGAGAAUCAUAUCAAUGUGCCAGUAUCAACAGUUUCAUCCAUGUUCUGAUGUACACAUAUUAUCUGCUGUCUGCCAUGGGACCUCAAAUGCAGAAAUUCUUGUGGUGGAAGAAAUACAUGACAACUCUUCAACUGGUUCAGUUUUGGUGGAUUCUUGGCCAUACCUUUCAUGCCAUGUAUGUGAACUGUGAUUUCCCCGUCGGCUUUGGCUACGCUCUUCUAGCCUAUGAUUUCUCCCACAUCCUCCUGUUCUCCCACUUCUACUACAUGACCUACACAAAGAAAGCAAGGGCAAAGAAGGCAGAGGCCAGCGACAACCUGUCCAAUGGGAAGACCCACAAAACGGGGACUGAAAAUGGCAGCACAAGGCAAAGGAAAUAUUAAGAUUAAAAAGUUUAUCGUCAAUUCUGUCUCUAGAAAAUAUUUUUUUACAAAUAUUUUUAUUCCACUUAUGAAAGAAAGAUAUUUUUCAAUUACUUAAGAUUGAUGUCAAUACAUUUGAGAAUUUUUGAAUGUCUUUGUGUGAAUGUAAACUUAAGAGUGAAUAUUUUUGUUAGUUUUAGAAAAACUGAAUAAAUUAUUGCACUGUUUGAUAUUGUCAUAAUAACCAAUUAACAUUGCACAUGCCUCUAGUUUCUCUCUGAAUUAAUACUGUAACAAAUUUGAACACCAACUUAUAUGUUUCAAAUUGUUUUCUAUAAAAGGAUCAUGUCAUCACAGAACUAAAUAAGAGUAAAAAUACAAUUGUAUUUAUUUUAAGUUAUUAUUGUUUGUCAUUUAUACAAAACUGUGUACCACCAAAAUUUGAUGUUGACAAUCUAAGCAUAAUAAUAAUCCUGUUGCUUUUAAGUUUCUUUGUUGUUGAGAAUUUUUAGUCCAUUUUUUUCUAUUGUUUACCAAAAGUCAAUAUACAUUGUACAUGUAUAUCCAUCGCUUUACAUAAAUCAUCAUAAGUUAACCAAUAAACUCUCCAUAUAGGUACUUCAUAUUGUAUGUAUCUACACUUAUAGUUUUAAUCUAUACUUUAAUUGUUUUACUUGUUUAAUGAAAAAUUGUUUGGAAGUUUAUCUUGUCUUUAAUCCUUUUAUGAUAUACAUGUAUAUAUAUUACAGUCGUCGUUGCAUGAAUUUAGUUUUUAAAAAUAUAUGCACUAAAUCAGGCUAUUUAUUUUUUAAUAUCAGGUCAUUAACAGAACUUGUUAAAAUUUA